GCGUAGCGACGGCUCCACGUGGUUCCUGUUAUGUUAGCAUUUGCACAUUAUUUGCGUGCGCAUUAAGGUAUUUACAGCUAUAUUAAACCGCGCGGAGCUUUUGUUUUGUGAGUGUUUUUGUCCGCGGAUAUUGUUUCCCGGAUGUGAUGUAAAAGACACGCGCUGGAAUCUGCCGGGAAAAAAAGCGGAGGAGUGGAGUUUGUUGUUGAUGUUGUUGUGAUUUUUUGACAGAAGCCGCCUGACCGAGCGGCGGAUGAGGACCCGCUAAUGGAAAUAGAUGGUAAUGGCACGGGGACGUCUCGCUGUGAAACAAGAUGGUCGCCGCAACUGUCAGGGCUCCCGCUCAAGCUCCUACAGCGACUUAUGCUGUUCCAACGCCAAGGAGUGGAGUUCGCCCUCUCUAAAAACGGACGGUGCAUGAUUGCAGAUGAGAUGGGUCUGGGUAAAACCGUCCAGGCCAUAGCGGUGGCGUACUCGUACAGACAGGAGUGGCCCCUGCUGGUGGUGGUCCCGUCCUCUCUCAAGUAUCCCUGGAUCGAGGAGCUGGAGCGCUGGGUCCCAGAACUGAAACCUGGAGACAUCAACCUGGUGGAGAACAAGAGUCAUACUAUGGGCAUCAGCAGGAGUAAAGUGACCGUUUUGGGGUACGGCCUGUUGACGUCGGACGCCCGUUCUUUGGUGGAGGCUCUGUCCAGGCAGAAGUUCGCUGUGGUCGUGGUGGACGAGUCUCAUUACCUCAAAUCGAGAAACGCCGCUCGCACCAAGAUCCUGGUCCCACUGAUCCAGAGCGCCAAGAGGGCCAUCCUGCUCACCGGGACGCCAGCUCUGGGAAGACCUGAAGAGCUGUUCAUGCAGAUCGACGCUCUCUACCCCAAGAGAUUCGGCACGUGGUCUGACUACGCCAAGAGAUACUGCAACGCCCACUACAGAUAUUUCGGCUCUCGUCGUCAGUGGGACUGCAGAGGAGCCUCGAACCUGGACCAGCUCCACAAACUGCUGAGUCAGAUCAUGAUCCGGAGACUCAAACAGGACGUCCUCACACAGCUGCCCCCCAAAAUCAGACAGAGGAUCCCCUUUGACCUGCCCAAGGACGCCGCCAAGGAGGCCGCGUCCAGUUUCGCCGAGUGGGAGCGCCUGAUGAAGGGGACGGGGUCAGAGGGCGUCGCCGCGGACAACUCCUUCGCCGAGGUCAUGGGCCUGGUCACGCAGAUGUACAAGCAGACCGCCGUCGCCAAGGCCGGCGCGGUGAAGGACUACAUAAAGAUGAUGUUGGAGGACGAGCAGCUGAAGUUCCUGGUUUUCGCGCACCACCUGACCAUGCUCCAGGCCUGUACCGAAGCAGCGAUAGAGGCCAAGGCUGGGUAUAUCCGAAUAGACGGAAGUGUCCCAUCUUCAGAGAGAAUUCAACUUGUGCACAAAUUUCAGAGCGAUCCAGCAACAAGAGUGGCCAUCCUCAGUAUCCAAGCAGCAGGACAGGGUCUGACCUUCACGGCGGCGUCCCACGUGGUCUUCGCCGAGCUCUACUGGAACCCGGGUCACAUGAAGCAGGCGGAGGACCGGGCGCACCGCAUCGGCCAGACCUGCUCCGUCAACGUCCACUACCUGAUCGCCAAGGGAACGUUCGACACCGUGAUGUGGGGCAUGCUCAACAGGAAGGAGACCGUGACUGGCAGCACUCUGAACGGGAGGAAGGAGUAUUUAAACGCACACGAAGGCGACAAGGACAAAUGGGACUUCCUGAACUUCGCCAGCGCCUGGACCCCGAGCGAGAUGGUGCUGCCCCCCGGGGGAGACUCCAAGAAUGUCAGCGAGGAUGUGUUUUUCACUCAUUUUGAGAAAAAUAAACAACACGACAUCCGAACCUUCUUCUCGCCAAACGCCGGCAACGAAAAGAAAAGAAAGCGCCUCGAAAACGAGUCUACGCCCCAAUCCGACGAAACAUCUCCUGUCGUCGAAGCGAAUUUCGACUUAGAGGAAAGCGUCUCAACACCAGAAGAUGAUUUUACUCCGCAGCAGAAGAGGAUGAAGACUCCCCAAGCUACUCCGAGCCCCCUGUCUCGAUUCGGGGCGAAAAGGAGAGCGACUAUCGGAGGAACCGGCGCUAGAAAUCCUAAAAUGUCCAUCCUGGCUCCUCGCAGAUUGACAGCGAGUGGGAGUUUGGGAAAAACGUGGAAUUGUCAAGCUUGUACUUACUGCAAUAGUGGACUGCUGCCGUACUGUGAGAUGUGUGAAGCUCCGAGGCCCACAGUUUCUCCAGACCCACCAGCGUCCGACCGAGAAGACCCCGUAGUCCUCUCUGACAGCGAAGGGGCGGAGCUUCCAGACCGUCACCGCGAAACGGCAGACGAAGAGGAAGAAGAAGAAGAAGAAAGAGAAGAAAAGCGCCACGAACGACCAGACCUCCAAAACAAACAAGAUGGCCGCCCCGCUGAUCAAACACACGAUGGAAAAAGUGACCAAGAUGAAGAAGACCCCAGCCUCCCCGUGUACCCAGGACUGCAGUUCUGCGCCAGCCAGUACACAGACAGAAUAUACGUCUACACUAAGGACGGCUCUGCGUUGGACUGCAGCUUCAUCCCUCUGGACGUCCAACUCAACAACUGGGACGAGCUGCCCCCGGCCUUUAGCCAUCGCCACGGAAACCGAAUCCAGGUGAUGAGAUUCGUGCAGGAGUGGUGCGGACUGACAGCCAUGAAGCAGAAGCUCUUGCGUCGCAGCGGGACCCUCUUCCAUUCGCCCGCUUUGGGACUACAACAGCUAGCCAGCAGCCAACGCCCGCACUCCAGCACCAAGAGGUACCUGGGCAGAGACGAGGUGGCUCAGGCGUCUCUAGACAAGGCCCAGAAGGAGGGCGGCAGCGUACGGGUCGUCACGAGGGACGAUUUCUUCCAAAAACGCAAGUCGGCGUCGUCUCUCAGCUCGCCUGGGUCAGAUAAGUGUGAGGAGGGUCCAUCUAAGCCCGUGGAGGAUUCGCCCCGUCGUGAGCAGGGGUAUGUCCAGGCCCUGGACAGCAAAGGGGUCCCACUGUGUCUGUCCUGUCAACAGCCCUGCUCCACCACAGGAGGGGCCUGGGACACUCGCUUCUGCUCCCACAAGUGUCAGGAGGACUUCCAGCUUCGUUCCAGUCAGAGCUUCAUGAGGUCUCGUGUGCUGGAGGUGGAGCAGGGCGUGUGUCAGACGUGUGGACUCCAGGCUCACCAGCUGUACCUGAAGGUCCGAGACGCCCCCCCCUCACAGAGGAAGCACCUGCUGCACAACACCUGGCUCUCCCAGCUGCCGCUCAGCAAGACAGCUUAA
Boleophthalmus pectinirostris (great blue-spotted mudskipper) is the source of this 3297-nucleotide messenger RNA. RefSeq names its product zinc finger, RAN-binding domain containing 3 (gene zranb3). The coding region runs from base 268 to 3297 and encodes 1009 amino acids. NCBI's taxonomy places the organism in Eukaryota, Metazoa, Chordata, Actinopteri, Gobiiformes, Gobiidae. The transcript is spliced from 21 exons. Gene Ontology annotation, molecular function: ATP binding; ATP-dependent chromatin remodeler activity. Gene Ontology annotation, biological process: replication fork processing; DNA repair. The record is from RefSeq and is a predicted model, not a curated record. Gene Ontology annotation, cellular component: nuclear replication fork.